Molecule: messenger RNA, 2478 nt
Organism: Knipowitschia caucasica
Lineage: Eukaryota; Metazoa; Chordata; Actinopteri; Gobiiformes; Gobiidae
Source: the annotation of a GenBank genome assembly
AUGUCCUCACAUCUGAAUAUGGAUGCAGAAACUAAAAAUCCCUCCAAAUUCAAUAAAAAGGACAAUGACAACAGGACAUACCUGCGCUCGCUGUUCUAUGCCUACGACUUGGACGAUUCCGGGGAAAUCGAGAGGAGAGAGUUUUUGGCCAUUUGUCAGGAGCUCUGCAUCUCCACUGCAGAAGGGGACAGAAUAUUUGAGCGCCUGGACAUAGACGGAGAUGGAAGUGUCACAUUAGAGGAGUUUCUCAGAGGGUUCGAGAAACAAGGAGACCGGGGAGAAGCAGAUCCUGAACCAGAACCUGAUUUAGCAGCAGCUGAGGACAAGAUGGACACGAUCAUUAUCAGGGGCAUGAGCGCGGAGGAGCAUGCCCGCCUGCGCACGCUGUUCCACGCAUACGACGUGGACAAGUCUGGGCGGAUCGAGAGGAGCGAGUUUGUGACCAUUUGCACGGAGCUACAGGUGUCCAAAGCCGAGGCCCAGCGGAUCUUUGAGAGCCUGGACGCGGACGGGGACGGAAGCGUGACCCUGCAGGAGUUUGUGAGCGGCUUCCAGCAGCGCUACGGGGCGGACAUGGACGAGGAGGAUCCCGGAGAUGGCUGCUCCGCCUGGGAUGGGUUCGAGAGCAGGCUCGGAGAUCAGGCCAAGUUCAUCCCCAGGAUGAACCAGGCGGCGCUGCUUUAUCAAAACCUGAGUCUGACAGAGCCACGACUCAUCCCACAGUUUGAGAAAGUCCUCGUGAACUUCACCAAAGAGAUCAGACAGGUCAACAACGAGAUGGAGAACCUGGCACUGGCCAUCAGGCGAGCGCAGGACCAGGCCACAAUGCAGCUGAGUGAGAUGGAGGAGGAGAUGGACCACCGCAUUCAUGCUGCCGAAAAGAAGGCCAGAGAACAGGAGAGUAAGCGCGCUGAGGCCACACUGAGUGAGGCGAAGCGGAGCUUUGAGACUGAAAUCUGUGAGCUGCAGUGUAAGAUCCAGAAGAUGCAGAUGGCAGAGGAAAAGUACAAGAACAUUGUGAUAAAAGAUGAAAGUCCAGGCCUCAAGAAGAAGAUCAAUGAGCUGACACUGGACAACCAGCGACUGAAGCAGGAUCUGCUUCGGUCCCAGACCAAAGUGUCCUGUCUGCGGAGUGAGAUGGACUGUCUGAAGAACGAGCUCACUGACCAGAGCAUCAACUAUGAGCGAGAUGAGGAGCUGAUGAAGCAGUUUGCAGAUGAGCGGGACAUUCUAGAGAGCCAGAUUGAGAUUCUGCAGACGGCCAACAGGAAGCUACAUGACAGUAACGACGGGCUGAGAACUGCUCUGGAGAGGGUCUCCAAGUUGAGCAGUGGAGGUUCUCCGUCCAGAAGUAUGAGGAGCAAAAGCAUCUGUUACUCCUCUCCCAACACCAUCAUCGAGAGGUUCUGCCAGCGCAUGGACGAGCACCCUCUGUACGAGCGCAGACCCAGCUGUGACUCCCUGGCCCUGGCGCUGUGUGACCCCGGCCUGAGGCGCAGGAACAGCAGCGAGUGCGAAGAGGACAGCCUGCCCGAGAACUUCCCCGACAGCGGCCUUUCCACACUGAGGGGCUCCCAGGGCGGCUGCGACUAUGAGACCGGCUCCAAGUGUCUGGAGGAGGAGGAUAUGGAGGAGGAGGUGGAGGAGAGGAGUGGACUCAACCAGACUGAGGACAGCAUCAUGGAGGAGCAGUUUGGGUCAGAGCAGACAGAGACUCUGGACGCAGAGUCGGCCAUCGGCUCCGACAGCAGCUCCGUCCUGGAGUGGAAACCUUCAGAGACAUCGAGUUUGAUCACUCCAGAGCCCAGAGUGAAGAGGGCUCUCAGCGCUAUCCACGUACAGAAGGAGGAGAUGGACAGUGCGGACCUGGGCUACAUGACGUCCGAGAAGGCCUUCAGGAUCGUGUUGGCCGGAGAUGCUGCGGUGGGAAAGUCCAGCUUCCUGCUCCGUCUCUGCAAGAACGAGUUCAAGACCCACUCUGGCGCCACGUUGGGUGUGGACUUUCAAAUGAAAACCUUAGUUGUGGAUGGAGAGCCCACAUUGCUUCAGAUAUGGGACACUGCGGGGCAGGAGAGGUUUCGGAGCAUCGCCAAAUCAUAUUUCCGCCGCGCAGAUGGAGUCCUGCUGCUGUACGACGUGAGCUGUGAGAAAAGCUUCCUCAAUGUGCGCGAAUGGGUUGACGUCAUAGAGGACAUCUCUCCAGAGGACAUCCCCAUAAUGCUUGUAGGAAACAAAUGUGACCUGAGACAGGAAGGCCUCACCUGUGUGUCCAGCAGCUACGGCGAGAAGCUCUCUAUGACGUACAACACUCUGUUCUGUGAGACAAGCGCUAAAGACGGCUCCAACGUCCUGGAGGCCGUUCUGCAUCUGGCCAGGCAGGUCCGAAAGUACCACACUAGUGUUGAAAUCACCCGACACCAGUCUCUGCCAAGUCUGGACGCUCCGGGAAAGAAGCCUCAGUUUUCCUGCUGCACCUGA